AAUCCAGCCCUGAUCCAUAAAAAACCGUAGAGCUUGCGAAGUGCGUGGAAACGUGGUGCCCGCCGUUACUUCUCCAAUAUGAAGCCGCUUAUGCUGCAUGGCCACGAGAGGGCCAUCACGCAGAUCAAGUAUAAUCGCGAAGGGGACCUGCUGUUCUCCUGCGCCAAGGAUCACUCGCCCAAUGUGUACUACUCGCUCAACGGGGAGCGCCUCGGCAACUUCAUCGGCCACGCUGGUGCCGUCUGGUGCAUCGAUGUCAACUGGGACUCGACAAAAGUAAUCUCGGGUGCUGGUGAUAACACUUGCCGUGUCUGGGACUUGGAGCGAGGAGUGAACAUAAACACAAUCGAGACAGCAACAGCAGUAAGAACAUGCAUGUUCUCGUUCAGCGGCCGCAUGCUCAUGUACAGCACAGACAAGGCUAUGGGACGUUUCUGUGAGAUUCACAUUGUCGACAUGGCUGACCGAAGACAGAUGGAGGGCCAAGACUCGGCCAUGGUGAUCCCUGUCAACCAGAGCAAGGUGACAAGUGCCCUUUGGUGGCACUACGAUGAUGGCAUCCUGUCAGCACAUGAGGACGGCACGUUGGCCACGUGGGACGUCAAGUCAGGCAUGCAGCUGAACCAGAUCAAGGGCCACAACCUGACCAUCAAUGACCUACAGUAUUCUAAAGACCAAAGCUUUUUCAUCACUGCUUCGAAGGACACCACCUCAAAGCUAUUUGAUGCGGACACCCUGGAGCACCUCAAGACUUACAAGACAGAGCGACCUGUCAAUUCAGCCGCCAUCUCUCCUAUCAGGGAACAUGUCGUGCUUGGUGGUGGUCAGGAGGCCAUGGAUGUGACAACAUCAUCCGUGAAAGCCGGAAAGUUCGAUGCCCGUUUCUUUCAUCUCAUCUUCGAAGAGGAGUUUGGCCGAGUCAAGGAUCACUUCGGUCCCAUUAACAGCGUUGCAUUCCAUCCAGAUGGCAAGAGCUACAGCAGUGGUGGUGAAGACGGUUAUGUUCGAGUGCACUACUUUGAUCCAUCGUACUUUGAUUUCCAGGUUGAGGUCUAAGUUGCGGCUAAUAAAAAAUUGUGUCCUGUC
Dermacentor andersoni is the source of this 1086-nucleotide messenger RNA. It is a transcript of the gene eIF3i, whose product is annotated as eukaryotic translation initiation factor 3 subunit i. The record is from RefSeq and is a predicted model, not a curated record. Gene Ontology annotation, molecular function: RNA binding; protein binding; translation initiation factor activity. Gene Ontology annotation, cellular component: eukaryotic translation initiation factor 3 complex, eIF3m; cytoplasm. Gene Ontology annotation, biological process: cytoplasmic translational initiation. Lineage: Eukaryota; Metazoa; Arthropoda; Arachnida; Ixodida; Ixodidae.